Adineta steineri is the source of this 396-nucleotide messenger RNA. Lineage: Eukaryota; Metazoa; Rotifera; Eurotatoria; Adinetida; Adinetidae. The record is from the annotation of a GenBank genome assembly.
AUGUCAACAGUUGAAGGUGAUGAAAAUGAAUCAUUAGGGAAUGCAUCGAAUUCUGCAGUAACGAAUGAAGAAACAAGUUCUAAUACAACACGUUCUGGUCCACUCAAUGAUUCUGAAGGUGGUGCAAAAGUUGUUUUUCUUCUUAAAGCAGCUGGUGGUGCACCAAUUUUAAAGAAAAAAAAAUGGGCAUUACCAAGAUCAAAAACUAUGGGUCAUAUUGUAGAAUUUUUAAAAAAAUAUAUGCAACUUGAUUCUCAACAACAACAACAAUUGUUUCUUUAUGUUAAUCAAUCAUUUGCACCAGCACUUGAUACAACAAUUGGAUCAGUUAAUGAUUGUUUCAGUAGUGAAGGAACGCUUGUAUUACAUUAUUCAUUAACACAAGCAUGGGGAUAA